Morus notabilis is the source of this 2245-nucleotide messenger RNA. RefSeq lists its product as uncharacterized. NCBI's taxonomy places the organism in Eukaryota, Viridiplantae, Streptophyta, Magnoliopsida, Rosales, Moraceae. The coding region runs from base 648 to 1796 and encodes 382 amino acids. The transcript has 2 exons. The record is from RefSeq and is a predicted model, not a curated record.
GUCCUUAUUAGAUUACCACACGCACUCAAUUCGUUGCAUACUUGCAUCCCAUUCUCAGCUUCUCUCUCUCCUCUCUCUCUCUCUCUCUCUAGAACGGCAGAAGAGAGAGAAAAAAACAGAAAGUGAGAUUUCAAAUUCGAAAAGAGAAAAAAUAGUCAUAGCCAUCGUUAUUGGACUCUCUUGAACUCCAUUGCAAGUUGUGAGUCUUGUGACCCCCCUUUUCUUUUGUUGUCCCACACUUUUUUUUUUUUUUUUCUGUGUCUUUUGAGUUCCACUUUUCGCUUCUCGAAUUCACGGCUUCUUUUAGAAUUUCCCAACAUCUUUGUACCUACUGAUCUCCUUCUCCUCCUCCUUCUUCUUCAGCUUUGUCUUUGUCCUCUUUAUUGUUCGUUCUGCAACAAACGCACAAUGAAGGCUUUGGAUUGGUUUCUGAAAAAUCUCGUUUUGAGGCGGCUUUUUGCCUUUCAUUAAUUGAAUAAUUGAAGCGAAAUCCCAAACUGGGCUUUCGAUAUUUUCGAGCUUUCUUCUCAUUUGCUAAGCAAAAUACGUUUACAUCCAAAAAUCAGACAUUUUUCAACUCUGAGAUUUUGCGUCCGACAAAAGAAAACACGUUAUUCUGGGUCUCACAAAGAAGGGCGCGUUUUCCGAUGGGUUGCGCAGGCUCAAAGCAAAAGCGGUGCAAGCACUGCCAAGCUCCAUAUUCUCCGAUGAUGCCGAGAAGCUACUCAAUGCACGUUCACCACCCUCCUCAGAACAAAAACGACACCUACCAUUUGGUCGCUCUCACUUCCUCAACUCUCGGCUCUCUCAAGCUUGAUUCCGUCCAUCAGAUCAACGACGCUAAUGGGUUUGAAGACGACAAGAAGAAGGAGUUUUCGGUUGGGCUAAUUGAGGCCAAGACUUGGUCUAACAUGAUCAACGACAAAAUUCCAAAAGUUGUGCCUAAAACGCCCGUCAGAACGCCACCGGGAGAACCAGAGAUGAUCAACGCGUGGGAAUUAAUGGAGGGUCUUGAAGAUAUAAGCCCUUUUCGGUCUCCGGUUCAUGUCAGAAGCUUUUCCUUUGAUGUCGUUCGAGAUCCGAAUCCAUUGCCGGUUUCUGAUCGCCCGAAAUCCAGGUUCCAAGAAAACGACACCAGUGCUAAUUCCCCAAAAGCAAUGUGGCUUCAAACGGCGGAUAGUUCGAAUCCUCCGGUCACAGAAUUUGAUCCGGAAGUCAUCUCCUCGUUCAGGAAAUCCCUUGAAGAACAAGCGAUGGAUGCGAAGACCGCGACAAACGACGACGAUCUCGUGUUUGCAGAUCACAAAUGCAAGGAAAAGGAGGAGCUAAUUCUGUACUUCACGAGCCUGCGGGGUGUUCGGAAGACAUACGAGGAUUGCUGCGAUGUGAGGGUCAUCCUAAAAGGGCUCGGCAUAAGGGUCGAUGAGCGGGACGUUUCGAUGCAUUCGGGGUUCAAGGAGGAGCUGAAAGAGCUGUUGAAAGACGGGUUUUAUGGCGGCGGAUUGCCGAGGGUGUUUGUGGGGAAUAACUACAUCGGAGGGACCGAGGAGAUUCGGAAAUUGCACGAGGACGGCCAGCUCGAGAAGAUGCUCGAAUGUUGCGAAAAGGUCGAUGAGGGGGCUUGUGAGGCUUGUGGGGAUGUGAGGUUUGUGCCUUGUGAGACAUGCUCGGGAAGUUGCAAAAUAUAUUAUGAUGAAGAAGGAGAAGAAGAAGCUGAUGAGGAAGAUUAUGGAUUCCAACGUUGUCCUGAUUGUAAUGAGAAUGGUCUAAUUCGAUGUCCAAUAUGUUGCCAUUAGAUUUUCUUCUCUGGCAUUGUUAACAACACAACAAACAAGGUGACAUUUCUUCCAUUUUUGUGCUUUUUCUCUUUUUCUUUUUCUUUUUUUUUUGGGGGUUUUGGUGAGUUGUUUGUUUUGUACAGUUUUUACUAGAGGGUUUUUUUUUUUUUUUGGAAUCUUUGGAAAAGAUCAAUAAGGGGAAGAAACAAAAGAAAGCUGCAAUAGGAAGUGAAUAAUGUUGUUCCAAAACAGGUUCACUUGACCUCCAAGUGUGUCAUAAAGGCUGUAUAAUUUUCUUUGCAGAAAAAACAGAGAGAACAAAGGCUUGUCAUUGUAUACUUUUUUUUUUUCCCGGGAAAUUUGAGAACGUAUAUGACAUGGACAUUAGUAACAUUUCUUCUUCCUUUUUAGUUUUCUUUAGUACCAUAUGUCCAUAUCCUUCUUUACAAGCUGUACUAUAUAAUAUA